This is a messenger RNA of Adineta steineri, 456 nucleotides long. Lineage: Eukaryota; Metazoa; Rotifera; Eurotatoria; Adinetida; Adinetidae. The record is from the annotation of a GenBank genome assembly.
AUGGCUGAACAAGUAGUUGAUAAACAUGUCACUAAAAAAUCAUCUGAUGAUGAUAAACCAUUUACUACUAAGAAAAAAACUCAAGCUGAAUUAGGUCAAGAAGCCUAUAUGGCUCGACAGUAUGCUAUUGUUAUUGGUGAACUAAAAGCAGCUGAAGCAAGAAAUCGUAUUCGAGCAACUCGUCUUCGUUUUUCAAAAUCACAUCGUAAUGAAAUUGAUCAAAUAAUUGCUUUUCAACCUAAUGCAUUAAGUGCACUUCGUUUUGAAGCAUUCAUGAUGAAUCCAUCAUCGUCAUCACAAAAAGAUAAAUAUACAUCAUCAUCAUCAAUGUCUUCACGUCCAACAAGUGCAUCAACAAAUGGUUUAACAAAAGAUCCUUUAACAAAAAUCGAACGUCGAAGAGUUCAAAAUCUUAUUCUUGAUGAUCGAAAUUUAUUAGUUAAUAGAACAGAUUAA